This is a messenger RNA of Cynara cardunculus var. scolymus (artichoke), 869 nucleotides long. RefSeq lists its product as uncharacterized. The record is from RefSeq and is a predicted model, not a curated record. Bases 266 to 688 code for a protein of 140 amino acids. The transcript has 2 exons. NCBI's taxonomy places the organism in Eukaryota, Viridiplantae, Streptophyta, Magnoliopsida, Asterales, Asteraceae.
UACAAACAGAGAAUUCCUGAACCUUCUUCCUCUUCUCUUCUCUUGUUGCUUACUUCUAUCCAAUUUUGGUCUGAGCCAAAAAGGGCUCUGAAAUGUAUAUGAAAUUGCUGUGUUUUAAGCUGUUGCUGAUUGGCGGUGAGGUUGUUGAAGAAGAAGGCGAGUGGGAGAAAGAACGAUAAGUUUUUUCGUAAUUUGCAAACAGUCACGACUUUGGAGGAAAUUUUAGAGAGAUUUGGAACGUCAAUCACGAAGAUCGGAUACGGUUAUGAUGUCUGGUAUGGAUGUGAAAUUGACGUCGGUUAAGGUGGACGGUGGUGGUGACGUGGAGUCUGUGAAAUGCGAGUGCUGCGGCCUGACGGAAGAGUGUACGCAGACGUACAUCGCGACCGUGAGAGAUAGUAACCAGGGGCGGUGGAUUUGUGGACUGUGUGCGGAGGCGGUAAAGGACGAGAUGGAGAGAUCUUGUUCGGAGUCAGAGGAAGCAGCUCUGGAUCGGCAUAUGAGAUUCUGCAAAAACUUCCGAUCAUCAAUGAAUUCGCCACCGCUGGAGGAUCUCAUCUCCGCCGUGAAGCAACUUUUGAUCAGAAGUUUAGAUUCUCCGAGAUCCAGCUCUGUUGAAUCCAACUACCACUCGUCGUCAUCUUCACUUGUCCGAUCGAACGCCUGCCAUUUUAGCCUAGAUAAUUGACGAAUAUGAGUUUAUUAGGUAAGCAAUUAUGAAGAAUUAGUUAGCUUAAAGAUCCCAUAGCUGAGUUUGAUAUUCCCAUGGAUAUCAAGGAAUUGAUUGAAUUCAGGAAUAAAUCUCUCUUUUGUUCAUAAUGAUCACGUAAUCCUUAUGCUAUUGAAUCAUAUACAUCAUAUCUUAGCUA